This is a messenger RNA of Alternaria alternata, 2640 nucleotides long. RefSeq names its product mitochondrial carrier. The transcript is spliced from 11 exons. The record is from RefSeq and is a predicted model, not a curated record. Lineage: Eukaryota; Fungi; Ascomycota; Dothideomycetes; Pleosporales; Pleosporaceae. Gene Ontology annotation, molecular function: protein binding; tricarboxylate secondary active transmembrane transporter activity. Gene Ontology annotation, biological process: alpha-ketoglutarate transport; mitochondrial citrate transmembrane transport. The coding region runs from base 1 to 2640 and encodes 879 amino acids. Gene Ontology annotation, cellular component: mitochondrion.
AUGAGCUCCACACCUGCGACGGGCGUCCCCAGCAUGGCCAGGAACGGCCCGCCAACGCUCGAGAAGAAGCCGGUCAAGUUCAGCAACUUGUUGCUUGGUGCUGGUCUCAACAUAGUAACAACUCUGGGACAGCCGUUGGAGGUCGUCAAGACUACCAUGGCUGCCAACAGGUCUGAAGGCUUCUCGGGAGCUAUUGGCCGCAUCUGGGCGCGUGGAGGUGUUCUCGGAUUCUACCAGGGUCUCAUUCCAUGGGCCUGGAUCGAAGCCUCCACCAAGGGAGCCGUCCUCCUCUUUGUCGCUUCAGAAGCCGAAUACUACGCCAAGUCGUUCGGCGCUCCCGACUUCCUUGCUGGUAUCUCUGGUGGUAUGACGGGUGGUCUCGCGCAAGCCUAUGCCACCAUGGGUUUCUGCACUUGCAUGAAGACGGUCGAGAUCACAAAGCACAAGGUCGCAGCCACCGGCGCGAAGCCCCCGGGUACGCUUGAGACCUUCAUGCAGAUUUGGCGCACGGAGGGUCUCCGCGGUAUCAACCGUGGUGUCAACGCCGUCGCCGUGCGCCAGGUCACCAACUGGGGAUCUCGCUUUGGUCUGUCCCGUGUUGCGGAAACCGGUAUUCGCAGGGUCAUGGACAAAGAGCAUGGCGAGAAGCUCUCAGUGGUUGAAAAGAUCACUGCUUCAGCUCUCGGUGGUGGUUUGAGCGCGUGGAACCAACCUAUCGAGGUCAUCCGCGUUGAGCUCCAGUCCAAGACUGUUGAUCCUAACCGCCCCAAGAACCUGAACGUUGCAUCAGCGUUCAAGUACAUCUACUCGAACAACGGUAUCAAGGGUCUUUACCGUGGUGUUACUCCCCGCAUUGGUCUUGGCGUUUGGCAGACGGUCUGCAUGGUUGCUCUGGGCGAUGUUGCCAAGGAGGCUGUUGAGAAGCUCACCGGCGACAAAUUUCCCGAUAAAGUCGCACAACCAAGUUUGAGAGGAUGGCGUUGCGACUUGACGGCACUUUCGCAUCGAUAUAAUCUCUAUUUCCUCGCCUCUGUCGAUGAAGUUCAUGUCUAUCAACCCAGUUUUCCCGAUCAGAAUUUACCUAGCGAGGCUGAGCUUGUCCUACAUCCGCCCAAAACUGGUGUCGUUGGACAAGGGAUUGACCCUUCAAACCCUCACUCUAUUACCCGUAUCCUUGUUGAUUAUCUCGGCAGUGAAGAGAUUCUUCUUCUGGCCUGUGACGACGGUGACGUUAUCGGAUACAGAAUUCAAGAGAUCCAACGAGCACUCGAACACAGGACCAAUCUGCAAGAGCCUAUCAACGACGAUAGCAUCCAUGUGUUCCUCCACCGUAACGUUGGUGCGAGUGCAUGGGGCUUAGCGGUGCAUCGGGAGGCCCGCAUCAUUGCAAUUAGUGCGAACACUCAUCAUAUCACCAUAAUCGCGUAUGCGCUCGCUUCUGGUAGCGAAUUGGACACCUCAGACCACAAUGCCCACGGGCUUUCACCGCCUGCUCCUAAUUUUCCAUAUAGCAGGCAAAAAGAUGAUGUUUUUACUCUCUCAGCGACAAACAACAUCCCUGCGCUGUCGUUCUAUGGCGAUUCUGGGCGUUGGCUUCUGAGCAGUUGUAUCGAUGGCAAAACUGCAUUGUGGGACUUGAAUUCAAGAGAAGAGGUAGCCACGUUUCAGCUGGGCUGGUGCGCAAGCGCGAGCGAUCUCUCGACGCCGCCUCGUUACUUUCGCCACAGAUUUCUGUGCGAAUGCCCAGCCGCUCAGAAUGUACUCCAUGGCGCCUGGGGUACCAUAGCACUGGAUAUACGAUCAGCGUAUGAGUCGUCCUCAGCGGAAGAAUUUACUCCAGCUGCCAGUACGGCCGACUUUAUGGACAUCACCAAUCAGAAGGAACGCUUCCGAGUUUCGAACCGCACCUCUCCAUUUUCCGAGUCUAGCGAAAGUGAAUACGAUUCGGAGGCCGCAGAUGAUGGAGACGACGGUACAGAUGACGAACAACCCGCACAACCUUUUGCGCAAUUGAUCCAAGCUGUAAGUCAAAGCGUGUGCACAAAGAAGCCCAGGUCAUCUUGUUUGUUGCCACGGCUCAAAGAUGCCAUCAUUGCUCCUUUUCUGAUCUUUACGAAGGAGGACAUUUUUCUUGUUCAGGGCUCAUACAAGACAUCCAUGAACUAUACCCUCAAUCAAGUUACUGCUAUGCAGCGACCACUACAUCCGGGCCGAUGGGUAGAGGCCCUCACCUCUCAAGAUCGACACUGCUUCUUUUCUCAGAUACCUGAGCUAGGCAUCUUCAUAGUCGGAUCUCCGAUUGGUCAUGCUGGCGUGUUCAGCUUAUGUUUUACUAAGCGCGAGGACCACGAACAGCCACGGUAUGGAUUCAAGCUCGAGUAUUUGUUGCCCUUCCACAAAAGCGAUCAGACAAAAAUUACUGGAGUGCCGCAGGGACGACUGCUUGGUAUAGCUGUAGCACCCAUACAAGGCAUGUUUGACGUUCCAAGAGACACUGAAGCAUUGGAACAAGAGAAAGAGACAUUGCAACCAAGGCGAUGGCGCUUGUUAAUGUACUACAUGGAUCACACCGUAUUGAGCUUUGAGCUGUCGAGGAUGAGAGUGGACGAGUCACCGUCCUUGAGCGAUAUGGUUGUUUAG